UUAGCUUAGUGUAUUAAUUCAGAAAGCAGUCGUUUGCAUCUGAUUGUAUGCCUUAGUAAUCACAACCAUCUGCCUCCCUAUAUUAAGGAGUUGGUCUCUUUAAUCCAGCUUACAGCCCGCAAACCACUCUUCUCCAUCAUCAUGCCCUUGAGCAGAUGAGGCCGUGCAAAGUCCUCUGCUCUUAAGCGUGUUGCUAUCGUUGAGGAUUUGGGGAGAUUUUGUCUUUUUUUUUUUUUUUUUCUGUCCUUCACGUUUCGUCUGAGUUUUGGUUUAAUUUUUCUGGGGGCAGAAACCAUGGCUUUCUUUAUGAAAACUAUGAUUAGCAAUCAGGUCAAGAGCUUCGGAUUCGGUGGCGGGUCAGAAGAAAAGAAAGAAGAAGGAGGAACGUCGGAUCCCGCGGCAGCCCAAGGGAUGACUCGAGAGGAGUACGAGGAGUAUCAGAAGCAAGUGAUCGAGGAGAAGAUGGAAAGAGAUGCUGCAUUUACACAAAAAAAAGCAGAGAGGGCAUGCCUCAGAGUUCAUCUCAGAGAAAAGUACAGACUCCCGAAGAGUGAAAUGGACGAGAACCAGAUCCAGAUGGCUGGAGACGACGUGGACCUGCCCGAAGAGCUCCGGAAAAUGGUGGAUGAAGAUCAAAUCGAGGAGGAAGACAAGGAUUCCAUUCUUGGGCAUUUACAGAACCUCCAGAACAUGGACUUGGACACCAUCAAAGAAAAGGCCCAGGCCACCUUCACGGAAAUGAAGCAGACGGCAGGGCAGAAGUGCUCUGUGAUGUGAGGGAGGGCGCGGGGUCAAGGGCAAGGUGGCCGCUCUCCUGAGGAACACUGCCAGCAAUGAAUCCUUAAACAUAGCAGACACAGAGAAACCAUGGUUAGAAAGCUCCACAAACUGGUAGACAACACCUUGAUGAUCUAAAUGUUCCUGGUAGAGCUCUUAGCCAGCACCUUGCAGUAGGAAACAGACUCUCCUUUUAGUUAUAAACGUGGCUC
Molecule: messenger RNA, 989 nt
Organism: Neogale vison (American mink)
Lineage: Eukaryota; Metazoa; Chordata; Mammalia; Carnivora; Mustelidae
Gene: CPLX4
Product: complexin 4
Exons: 3
Coding region: 295-777 (160 amino acids)
Biological process (GO): synaptic vesicle exocytosis; neurotransmitter transport; regulation of neurotransmitter secretion
Cellular component (GO): terminal bouton; SNARE complex
Molecular function (GO): syntaxin binding
Source: RefSeq, a predicted model, not a curated record